AUGUUUAAGUUGUAUUCAGGAACAGGCUACACAUAUAAACUCAAAAUUUAUGCAGGCAAAGAAAAUGACGAACGAAUAACUCCAGGAGGUAUUGUAACAUUUCUUACCCAAGAUAUUAUAGGUGUCGGCAGAACCUUAGUAACAGACAACUGGUAUACGAGUUUACCUUUAGCUAAAAGGAUGCUUGAUUCUAGUACACACCUCAUUGGCACGAUACGCAAAAACCGCCAGGGGCUACCAAAGGAAGUUGUAGACAAAAAGCUUAAAAAAGGAGAAGUUACGGCCAUGGAGAACAAAGAUGAGAUAAUAUUACUGAAGUGGAAAGACCAAAGGGAUGUGCUGGUACUGUCUACAAAGCAUGAUGCUGAAAUGGUAGAGAGAAAUAACACCAGAAUACCUAAAGUCGUCGUCGAUUACAAUAGAGGAAAAAGUUCUGUGGAUCUCUCUGAUCAAAUGGGAUCGUAUUCUAAUCCUCUUCGAAGAUCUGUCAAAUGGUGUCGCAAAAUUGCAUUUGAGCUUUUGCUUACAACUUCCAUGGUAAAUGCUUUUAUAUUAUAA
Molecule: messenger RNA, 558 nt
Organism: Acanthoscelides obtectus
Lineage: Eukaryota; Metazoa; Arthropoda; Insecta; Coleoptera; Chrysomelidae
Source: the annotation of a GenBank genome assembly